UUCUGAUGAUGAACCCUUGGAGGAAACCACUGGGCCAAGUGAAGCAAUGAAGCCACCUGCAAACACCAAGCCCGUUUCUUCAAAGAAAAGGAAACAGCAUACUGAAUGCUUUCCUGGUGCAGAAGAAGAGCAAUCCAAGGAUAAAAAAGAAGGCGAAGGGAAGCCAAAGAGGCGAAGAAAGAAGAAAAUUUCAGAUAUUCUUUCACAAUCAGCUCCAAAACCUGGAACCCCUGAAGAUGUAAAAAAACUGCUUAAUGAACACUUCGGUGCUAAACGUUCUGUAAUUGAAUUAGAAGAAUUAAAGCUACCAGAUGCCUGUUUCCUCCAUCCCAAUGACCUCACCCACAGUUUUUCUUCCUACCUGAAGGAAAUCUGCCCUAAAUGGGCGAAGCUCCGUAAAAACCACAAGGAGAAGAAGUCAGUAGUGAUGCUGAUAAUCUGCAGUUCUGCCCUCCGUUGUCUGGAACUCAUCAAAUCGAUAACUGUGUUCAAAGGGGAUGGCAAAGUUAUGAAAUUGUUUGCAAAGCACAUAAAGAUCCAAGAACAGGAGAAAAUGCUGGAGAAAAGUGUCGUCCACGUGGGUGUUGGGACACCUGGAAGGAUAAAAGCACUCAUAGAACAAGACAGCCUUAGUCUGACAGGCUUGAAGUAUGUCAUCUUAGACUGGAACUGGAGGGAUCAGAAGUUAAGAAGAUUAGUUGAUAUCCCUGAGAUAAGAAAAGAAUCCAUUGACCUUUUGGAGAUGGGCCUGAUCAAGCUGUGCAGAGAAGGUUCUGUGAAGCUGGGACUCUUUUAGAUGGAACUUCAAGAGCCGUAUUCCACUUAUCCCCCGUAUCU
This is a messenger RNA of Euleptes europaea (tarantolino), 837 nucleotides long. RefSeq names its product cms1 ribosomal small subunit homolog (gene CMSS1). NCBI's taxonomy places the organism in Eukaryota, Metazoa, Chordata, Lepidosauria, Squamata, Sphaerodactylidae. The coding region runs from base 47 to 796 and encodes 249 amino acids. The transcript is spliced from 9 exons. Gene Ontology annotation, cellular component: nucleus; 90S preribosome. The record is from RefSeq and is a predicted model, not a curated record.